Ophidiomyces ophidiicola is the source of this 2298-nucleotide messenger RNA. RefSeq names its product ATP-dependent RNA helicase dbp7 (gene DBP7). Gene Ontology annotation, cellular component: nucleus. NCBI's taxonomy places the organism in Eukaryota, Fungi, Ascomycota, Eurotiomycetes, Onygenales, Onygenaceae. The coding region runs from base 1 to 2298 and encodes 765 amino acids. Gene Ontology annotation, biological process: ribosome biogenesis. Gene Ontology annotation, molecular function: nucleic acid binding; ATP binding. The record is from RefSeq and is a predicted model, not a curated record. The transcript has a single exon.
AUGGCUGAGGAUGGAAUGCUUCUCAAUUUUAGCCUGGACGAGAGCAUAAUCAAACCCCAGCAACGCUUUAAAGGUGGGACGUGGAAAGAUCGCCUAGUCGCAAAAAAGAUUGCUGUCAAGCGACAAAACAAAAGCGGGGAGACAGCAGGAAAUCCGAAGAGCGAUAUUCAGAAUCCUAAUAAAAUCAGUGUCCUGGCAAAUCAGCGGCCCGCAAAGCGCCGCAGAGUGGACGGAGGAGAUUUCAAGCCUACACCCAAACCAAUAUUUGGAGGCGGAUCUACGAAUAAUGAACAAGCUGACCGCGGCACACUUGGAGAUAGGCAGGUUAUUUCCUCGCUAUUCACCUACAACCCAGUUGCCAAGAAUGAUUCUGCAGAGGUGAAAAUCCAGAGCCAAAAUACAGAGCCGCCCAAGCCCUCGAAUGCACCUCUCGUUGAUGGGAUUGAUACAUUUACUUCCCUUGGUCUAUCUACUGGCUUAGCAACACAUCUCUUAACAAAGCUAAACCUAAAGACCCCCACUGCCAUUCAGAAGAGUUCAAUACCUCAGCUGCUGAAGGAAAAAGGCGAUGCCUUCCUACAAGCCCAGACCGGUUCUGGCAAGACCUUAGCUUACCUCUUACCUGUCGUCGAGCACCUUAUCAGAAUUUCAAGCCAUAACAAAAAAGGAGACAGUGAUAUAGUCCACAGGGACUCGGGGUUGUUUGCCAUUGUACUGGCGCCAACAAGAGAACUCUGCAAACAAAUAUCUAUCGUGCUAGAUAACUUACUCCGUUGCGCUCAUUGGAUUGUGGCAGGCACCGUAAUUGGAGGAGAAAAGAAGAAGUCUGAAAAAGCGCGGUUGCGUAAAGGGUUGAAUAUUUUGGUCGCCACACCCGGCCGAUUAGCAGAUCACCUGGAAAAUACGAAAGUGCUCGAUGUUAGCAACGUCCGUUGGCUUGUGCUGGACGAAGGUGAUAGAUUGAUGGAUCUGGGCUUUGAAGAUGAGAUUCUUGGAAUUAUAAAGAAAUUGGAUGAGAGACUAAAACCAGCCACAAUACGUAACCUACCGGCGAAGAGAACAACUAUUUUAUGCUCGGCAACUUUGAAAAUGAAUGUGCAAAGACUGGGAGAAAUCAGCUUGACAGAUGCAUUACAUAUUAAAGCAGACCCUACUGACGAGGAUGAUGAAAUAUCUGCUGAAAAUGGCUCGCGAAAAUCUGAAUUUUCGGCUCCUGCGCAACUGAAGCAAUCGUACGCAGUAGUUGCCGCGAAGCUUCGGUUGGUGACCCUUAUGGCCUCGCUAAAACGGACCUUUGCACGUAAGGGUUCGGUUAUGAAAGCGAUUGUUUUUGUCUCCUGUGCAGAUUCUGUGGACUUCCACUUCGAGGCCUUCACCAGGCCUCCUCAGAGUAAAGACCUGAUUAACGAGAAUCAACCCAAAAAGGAAUCGGAUGCUAAAAAUACAAAUCUCUGCAAUACUAUUGCGACAGCAACUGCCUUUUCUAAUCCUUCUAACCCUGUUAUCUUACAUAAAUUGCACGGCUCUCUACCACAACACGUUCGAACAACGACUUUAACAGCAUUUUCUCGGCAGAAAGAUGCCUCUGUCCUGAUUUGCACAGAUGUCGCAGCCCGUGGUCUAGAUUUACCUAACGUUGAUCUUGUUAUCGAAUAUGACCCUGCGUUUUGCUCUGACGAUCAUCUCCAUCGUAUCGGCCGCACAGCACGUUUGGGCCGUGAUGGCCGUGCGCUAAUAUUUCUUCUGCCUGGCCCAGAAGAAAGUUACGUUGAUAUACUGAAGGGUAGCUAUCGAGAAGGUAGUGGAGGUGCCGUAACAAGAAGUGACGCUAACGAGAUACUAAAGCGUGGUUUUGGAGGGAACAAUGACACUACUAGUAAAGGGUGGGAAGAUUCGGCCACUGAAUGGCAGCUGGAUAUUGAACGUUGGGCACUCGAAAAUCCAAACAUUUUAGAGAUGGCUAGAAGGGCCUAUCAAUCCCAUAUACGUGGGUACGCAACCCAUGUUGCUGCUGAACGGCACAUAUUCAACAUCAAGGACUUGCAUUUAGGUCAUUUGGCGAAAAGCUUUGCCUUGCGAGAUAGACCUGCCAAAAUUAAUGUUCCUGGCUUGAGGCCGGGUAAAGAGGACACAAAUAAGUCGUUUAAAGAUUCUCGCCAACCUGCAACCGGUGAGAAAAAACGUUCUUCUACACGAUAUGACGCUGUUUCCACGACAGAUACAGCUGAAGCGAUGAGGAAAAUGCGGCGAAAGCUGAAGGAGCAUAUGGCUGGGGCAAGCGAAUUUAAUAUUGCUUAA